This is a messenger RNA of Aspergillus fijiensis CBS 313.89, 934 nucleotides long. RefSeq names its product PhzF family phenazine biosynthesis protein. Gene Ontology annotation, biological process: biosynthetic process. Gene Ontology annotation, cellular component: cytoplasm. The record is from RefSeq and is a predicted model, not a curated record. The transcript has a single exon. NCBI's taxonomy places the organism in Eukaryota, Fungi, Ascomycota, Eurotiomycetes, Eurotiales, Aspergillaceae. The coding region runs from base 60 to 929 and encodes 289 amino acids. Gene Ontology annotation, molecular function: isomerase activity.
CCAUUUCCAACCACACCUAAGCUCCUAUCAUCCUCAACAGAAUACACACUCAACCCAAGAUGUCUCUUCCAUACGCCCUGGUCGACGUUUUCACCAGCACCCGGUUCCAAGGCAACCCGCUCGCCAUCGUGCGUGUGCCCGCCCAGCAACGCGACACCCUGACGCAAGAGACCAAGCAAAAGAUCGCCACUGAGUUCAACCUCUCCGAGACCGUCUUCCUGCACGAAUCCGCCUCCCCCACCGACCUGCACAUCGACAUCUUCACCCCCAAAUGCGAGAUCCCCUUCGCGGGCCACCCGACCAUCGGCACCGCAUGCCACGUGCUCGAGCAACAGGCGUCCGCCACGGGGACCCGCAGCCUCCAGACCCUGAUCACGAAAGCGGGGCCCAUCCCCAUCACCACCGCCGAUGACCUGGUGGGCGCUUCCAUCCCAUUCGCCUACCACCAACACCAAAAACCCGUGCAAUCCGCCCCCGUCAUCUCCAUCGUCAACGGGCUGUCGUUUGCGCUCCAGCAGCUCCCCGAUCUGGCCUCCCUGGCCGCGGUGACGGAGGCGCUGCUGCCGGACUGUUUCGCCACCGCGCAUCUGGACGCAGGGUGGGACUCCGGCCCCACGGGGAGCAAGUACUAUGUCGACCUGGGCCGGGAUGAGAGCGGGUGUCGCACGCUGCGCACGCGCAUGUUCAUCGGCUGGGAGGACCCGGGCACGGGCAGUGCCUCCAGCGCGCUGGCGGCGUAUCUUGCGUUGCAGGAGCCGGGCGAGGAUGGCGCGGGGCCGUUUGACUACCAUAUCAUUCAGGGGGUGGAGAUGGGCCGCCGGAAUAAUAUCUAUGUGACUGUGGAGCGGGAUGCGGGUGGGGGGAAGAUCGCGAAGAUUUUGCUUCGCGGGACGGCGGUGCUGGUGGGCGAGGGGCGGAUUAUGUUAUAAUUGCU